Messenger RNA from Ctenocephalides felis (cat flea), 3165 nucleotides. Its product is annotated as biotin--protein ligase-like. Gene Ontology annotation, cellular component: cytoplasm. The coding region runs from base 48 to 3044 and encodes 998 amino acids. Gene Ontology annotation, molecular function: biotin--[biotin carboxyl-carrier protein] ligase activity. Gene Ontology annotation, biological process: protein modification process. The record is from RefSeq and is a predicted model, not a curated record. Lineage: Eukaryota; Metazoa; Arthropoda; Insecta; Siphonaptera; Pulicidae. The transcript is spliced from 16 exons.
AUCGAUCUAGUUUUUUUUUGUAAAUAGAACAAAAUUUUAUCUAAAGCAUGAUAUUUACAUUAUAUUACAUGGCUGCGACAUGGUUACAAGCAUGGAGAUUGGGUUCUUUAAGAACUCGUUUAAGCAAAUAUUUGGCUGAUCGUUAUAGUGUUGUAUUGUAUAAAAUGUCAGAGAAUGUUUUGGGUGAACAAGAUGUCACAGGUCCGUGCCUUGUAAAUUCAGUCAACAUAUCGAAGGCCCGUGUUUGCGAAGUCUUGCAACUGGAAGGGCCUUUGAGACUUUGCACAUUGUUUCCUUCGCGAAAAUUAUUUAUAUCGGAUUGGAUUACUGCUAGAGAUUAUGAAUCAGUUGAGAUAGAAGAUACUUCACUCUCAGAAAGCACUUUUAAUCGGUUUGAGGAUUUAAAACUAUUAAUAGAGGCUCAGCUAAAGGAAUAUAAUGGACAACAAUUUGAAAAACUCGAUUUGCAGCAUUAUGGAUCACUAAUUGCAUGGCAUUUUGAUAAAACCUUCUGCAUGGUUCUGUCUUCCACAUUGCAACAGUUGACAGAACUUGCUCAGAAAUUUUUAAAAGGAGACAUUUACAUAAAUGGAGGCAUGGAAUUACUGAGAAUAGAAACUGUUGAUGUUGAUGGAAAACCAAAAAGCAUUCAAAGCAAUGACCGAACAAGACAAUGCAUCUUGCAAAAUGUAUUAAACACUGAUAAUCUACUACUACAUGCCUCUAUGUUUAAGGAGCUUAGUGACAAUACUUAUGAUAUAGAGAGUAAUGUUAAGCUCAAAGAUGAAGUAGAAUGUGUAGAAUUGCAAAAUGAUUUGUCUAGUACGAGCCAACAAAUGAAACAGGUGGAAGAACAUGAAAAAGUUGUCCCAGAACCCGCACCUGUUCAAGAGACCAAAACGAGUAUACUUAAACAUGAAGAAGUACAGGAUGUUAAAAAGCCUUUAAUUGCCAAACCUUCAGACAGAUUUAAAGUUAGUAAAACGACUCUAAAUGAACCACUUACAUCUAGUCCAAAAAUCCUUAAAAAUGGAACUCAUAGAUCUACAAUACUCCCAGAACCAGUUUUAACCAUAAGAGAUUUAGAACAAAGGCCUAUACAGACUGAUGAAGAAAUUAGAUCUCAAAGUAUUUCGAAAAUGACAGGGUCACCAAAAUCGGUCACUUUCAAGAGCCAAGUGGAAAUAUCUGAUGAAACACUUGAAUUAAGGAAAUAUGCAGGAAAGAUUAAACCACCAAAUAUAUUGGUGUUUUCUGAAAGUUUGGUAGCUGUUGAUAAUGUCAAGAGUGCUCUGAAGAGUAUAUUGCAGAAAAAUAAAUAUACAAUAUAUACUCUAACUAAACCACAAGUCAUGACGGACACUUGGAUGGACAAUGCUUUGCUAGUCAUAGUUUGCGGAACCGUUUCUUCAGAUGUUGCUCCUAGAUUAUUGAAUUAUUUACUAAAAGGUGGAAAACUGCUGUGUUUGUGUUCAGAUUUGAUACAUACAGUGCUUCCCACGUACAAAACUGCAGAGGUACGCGAGCACGAGCUUGUCCGUUUCUCUUAUGGCAGAUGGCAAAAUGUUCGAAUGAUGCAUCAUAUAUUUUGUUAUCAGGCUUCACCAGCACGAAAGCAUUUCAUGCAUGAUUCCAUUGAAGAAAAUAAUCAAUCUCAAGGAAGUUCUUCUGUUCAACCACGAGCUCCGUCCUCAAUAGAAGUUCGUGAUUCUUAUGGACGACCCCAUAAGUUAUCGGUUGAGGUUUUGGGUGCAGAAGAAACAUGGCACACGCCUAGUUUAUUGUUGGCCACAGCACUGCCCGAUCAGAAUAAUAAAUUGAGUGCAUCUUCCAUUGGAAGAGCUGUUUUUAGUCAGGUACAUUUGGAAGUAGAUCCCACACAGUAUGAAUCAGAAGAAGCAAAGUAUUCAGUUUUGAAGGAAAGCAAUGAAGCUCGUUUGGAAAUUUUAAGAGAUAUUUUAGGCAGACACCUAAACCUUCAAUGUUCUGAGAAUAAGGCUGAUUCUAUCAAGUCUCCGGUUGAAAGUUACACGCAUGCCUUCUUUUUGGGCAGACAUGAGUUAAAAUUAUCUCUGCUUAAAUUUCUGGAAUCAAUGAUGGAUUCCAACCAAUCACUCAAAACAUCCAAAUUGACGCUGAGAUUUUGUGGAUUAGGUGAAACCCCACCUCCAGCCACGCAAUAUAUGUUGCCGAUCAGAGUACAUUCCUGCCCAGAUAAUUUUAGUACAAUUGAAUACUUUGGUAAUUUGAAGUCUGAACAUGUGGGGCGGUUGGUUAUAUAUUCAUCAGUCAUGACUAGUUCUCAGGACGUUUUAUCUGGUGUAAAACUUCAACAUGGUAUUGUAGUUAUACCAAGAUUCCAAACUAAGGGUUCGGGCCGCUCCGCCAAUCAAUGGUUAUCUCCCGAUGGUUGUGCUAUGUUUUCAGUUCAACUACAUGUGCCAUCUGAUUCACCACUAGGGCAACGAGCACCAGUAGUUCAGCAUUUGGUGGCUACUGCCGUAGUAUCAGCCGUUUUAUCACAGCCUGGAUAUGAGGACCUCGAUAUUGGCCUGAAAUGGCCAAAUGACAUAUAUGCUCAUGGUGCAGUAAAAAUUGGUGGCCUUGUUGUAACCAGCACUUUAGAUUCAGACAUCACUGUUUGUAAUGUGGGUUGUGGAGUAAAUUUGGAUAAUAGUGAUCCAACUACUUGUAUAAAUGAUGUUAUUAAAAAGCAUAAUGCUGAUAAUGGAACUGAUCUUCAAACUCUUAGUUAUGAGAAGUUUUUGGCCUUAGUUUUCUCCGAGGUAGAAAAUAUUUUUAAAAUUGUACAAGCUGGAGAUAUUGACUAUCUUUAUGACCUGUAUUAUAAGUAUUGGUUGCACAACAAUGCCAAGAUUGUUGUAAUGGACGAAACAUUAGGACCUACAAACGUAGUAGUGCAUGGUAUCGAUGAUUUCGGUUUCCUGCUGGUUCAGUAUCCUAACAGAAAAUUGAUAUCUGUUCAUCCUGAUGGGAACUCAUUUGAUAUGCUUAGAGGUUUAAUUGUUCCAAAAAUAUUUUAAUUCCUAUGCCAGAAUAUGAUGGUGCAUAAUAAUUUAAAUAAGGUUUCUGGUACUUUUUUCACAUGAUAAUACUGACCAGAGUAGCGCAUUAUAAUUGUGUUUAGAGAUUAGAUUAUUUACA